Leucoraja erinaceus (little skate) is the source of this 5612-nucleotide messenger RNA. RefSeq names its product BCL11 transcription factor A a (gene bcl11aa). Gene Ontology annotation, molecular function: DNA-binding transcription factor activity; RNA polymerase II cis-regulatory region sequence-specific DNA binding. The transcript is spliced from 4 exons. Bases 144 to 2462 code for a protein of 772 amino acids. Gene Ontology annotation, biological process: regulation of transcription by RNA polymerase II; negative regulation of dendrite development. The record is from RefSeq and is a predicted model, not a curated record. Gene Ontology annotation, cellular component: nucleus. NCBI's taxonomy places the organism in Eukaryota, Metazoa, Chordata, Chondrichthyes, Rajiformes, Rajidae.
GGUGGUUUUAAAGCCAUGACGGCUAUCCCACAAUCCAUCUCCAUGCGCCAUCUUUGUAUUAUUUCUAAUUUAUUUUAUGUCAAGCCAUUGAUGAAGAUAUUUUCUCUGGAGUCUCCUUCUUCCCGCUCCCGAUGUGACCGAGCAUGUCUCGCCGCAAGCAGGGCAACCCUCAGCACUUGAGCAAACGGGAAUUUUCACCUGAUUCCCUCGAAGCCAUUCUCACAGAUGAAGAAGAGGCACAUGGCACCUUGGCAGCUCCUGAGGGUGACCACGACCUCCUUACCUGUGGCCAGUGUCAGAUGAAUUUCCCACUGGGGGACAUUCUAAUCUUUAUUGAGCACAAAAGGAAGCAAUGCAAUGGCAGCCUCUGUCUGGACAAAGCUGGAGAUAAGCCACCGUCGCCGACACACAGUGAACUCAAAAAGGCAUCCACACCUGUUGAGGUUGGCAUCCAGGUCACUCCAGACGAUGACGAUUGUCUAUCUACAUCAUCCAAGGGAGUUUGCCCCAAACAGGAAAGCACAGCAACAGGGAAGGAUGAGCCGAGCAGUUACACUUGCACAACUUGCAAACAGCCAUUCAACAGCGCCUGGUUUCUCCUCCAACAUGCCCAGAACACACAUGGAUUCCGAAUUUAUUUGGAGACUGAGCAUGGAAGUCCCUUGACCCCACGGGUUGGUAUUCCUUCAGGACUUGGGGCAGAUUGCGGCCCUCAACCGCCACUUCAUGGACUUCAUGUAGCAGAUAGCAGUCCUUUCAACCUGCUGAGAAUGGCUGGGCCUGUCUCUAGGGAAACGCCAGGGCUUGUAGAAGGCCGAUUUCCUCCCACGCCUCCGUUGUUUAGCCCUCCACCCCGCCAUCAUCUAGACCAUCGGAUGGAUCGGCUGAGCGCUGAGGAGAUGGCCAUGGCGGCCGCACAUCAUAACAGUGCCUUUGACAGGGUACUGCGUUUUAAUUCCAUACCUAUGGAGCCACCAUCAAUGGAUUUCUCAAGGAGACUUAGGGAAUUAGCUGGCAACACCUCCACUCCCCCAUUGUCACCGAGUCGGCCUAGUCCCAUGCAGAGGCUACUGCAACCAUUCCAGUCAAGCAACAAAUCGCCAUUUCUUAGCACACCGCCCCUUCCUCCCCUCCAGUCCGCAGCACCACCAGCCCAGAGUGUGCUCAAGUCCAAGUCCUGUGAAUUCUGUGGGAAAACCUUUAAGUUUCAGAGCAACUUGAUAGUGCACCGUCGAAGCCACACUGGUGAGAAACCAUACAAGUGCCAUUUAUGUGACCACGCCUGCACUCAGGCCAGCAAGUUAAAGAGACACAUGAAAACACACUUGCACAAGACAUCGCCCAUGACCAUCAAGUCAGAUGAUGGCCUCUCCACUGCCAGCUCUCCUGAACCCGGUACUAGUGAUCUGGUGGGCAGCGCCAGCAGUGCCCUCAAGUCCGUGGUAGCCAAGUACAAGAGUGAAACAGAUGCCAAUAUGAUUCCAGAAAAUGGGGAGGAAGAAGAGGAAGAGGAGGAGGAGGAAGAAGAGGAGGAGGAGGAGGAGGAGGAAGAGGAGGAUCCUGAGAAUGAAAAUAGGUCCGAAUUUGCCUUUGGUGUCAGUCUCGAGAGUGUGCGUCACCAUGAGAACAGCUCGCGGCCUGUGGAAGAGAAGAGCUCUCUACCUGAAGUGAUGCACAGCAUUGCCAUGACUACCAUGCAGCACUACGGUGAGGCAUUCCAUCAAGUCCUUGUGGAAAAACACAAGCGGACUCAUCACUCCUCUGAGGUAGAGGUUCACAGAGACACUUAUGAUGAAGAUUCGGUCGCUGGCGAAUCUGAUCGCACAGAUGAUGGUACAGUCAAUGGAAGAGGUUCCUCACCAGGUGAAUCGGCCUCUGGGGGCAUAUCGAAAAAGCCUAUAUUGGGCAGCCCGACCUCCCUCAGCCCUUUUUCCAAACGCAUUAAGCUUGAAAAAGACUUUGACCUACCCUCAGCACCUUUGGCUCCCACAGAUAACGUUUACUCACAGUGGCUUGCUGGUUAUGCCGCCUCAAGGCAGCUGAAAGACCCAUUCCUCAGCUUUGGAGACUCCAGACAAUCCCCUUUCGCAACUUCAUCUGAGCACUCUUCAGAAAAUGGAAGUUUACGCUUUUCCACUCCUCCGGGAGAGAUGGACGGUGGGAUCUCAGGUCGGAGUGGUACGGGAAGUGGCGGCAGCACGCCCCACAUCACCGGGCCUGGCCCGGGACGGCCCAGCUCCAAGGAGGGCAAGCGGAGUGACACGUGUGAAUUUUGUGGCAAAAUCUUCAAGAAUUGCAGCAAUCUCACGGUCCACCGGAGAAGUCACACGGGCGAGAGACCGUACAAAUGUGACCUGUGCAACUACGCCUGUGCCCAGAGUAGCAAGCUCACACGACACAUGAAAACGCACGGUCAGGUGAGGUAUUACGGCUAUUAUCUGUCUCAAUUACAGCCACAGUGAAGCCCAGCUGGACAGGCUGGUGGACAGAGCCACUGGAGUAAAACAGACACUGGUCACCUCACCCAUUCAGCAAGGUGAGCCUGGAGCACUGCCAACACCAGUCCAACUGAUGGAAGCCACACGGACAUUCUCCCUUUUGAAGGGAAAACACCGUAAAUGUAAUUUUUUUCUAAAGCUAGUGCUUGAAAAUUAUGAAAUUCUUAACGUAAAACAUUUAAAUAUUUGAUAUAAAGACGCUCUCUGGUAAGGCACUUUUUUUCCUUAGAAUUCUGUGCAAAGCACUAUUUCUUUUCUAUAGAAUUUUCAUAUGUAACACUUGAAGCUGUGCAAUGCAGUACGACAUUUCCACUAGUCAGUAGUUAGAAUUCCAUUAAAAUAUUCCCGGAGGAAAUCUCGAUUAAUAAUCUAUAGGAUCCUGUGGGAAUUUUGGAGGAUUUUUAUUGCCUUAUAGGAUUUAAUAGGAUUCUGUAGGAUAUUCGGAUUCCUAUGGAGAUUUUAGUAUGGGACUGCACUGGAAUGGCUAGAAGGAAAUUAACGCAGGAAGAUACAGGAAAGCCUGAUGUCUGAGAGCAAUUUUAAUUGAACUCAAGUGUCAGAUCAAUGAAAACAAAUAAAGACAUUCCACAUAAACAGGAUCAUUCGUUUAUAUAGGGUGAAAGGUUAAAUUGGAAUCAGUGUCAAAUAUAUAUGUAUUUAAAAAAGACAAAGACCAUUCCCCACCCAAAACCUUAAAAGGCCAUGUUUGAUCUGCUGGAGGAGGGGAAAGGUGAGCACUUCUGGCAACUGCUGAGAGCAGCUUAGUUUUUAUAGGAUAAAGUCACGAUUCAAAUUGCUAUUGAAAUGAUUGCCGUGCACUCACACCUGUCACCCUUCUGAACACUGCCAAGAAAGUCUGGUUUCUUUUUUUACCUUUUUGGGUAUUUUCGACUUGCCCGGCCGGUAGGAAAUGACCGACCGCUCAUUUCCCAUUCUUCUUAAUUGGCCCCUUUAGGAUUGCGGUUGGGUCACCGUGACCUUCUUGCUGGCCGCCCCUCAAGCUUUUACAGUCUUCUUGAUAACGUGACAGAUUAUUCCCUUUUCUUUGAACAAAAUGUAACGAAUGCAUUGAGGGAUGUCGAUGAGAAUGUCUCCUCAUCGCAACCACUUUAGAAAUGAAUCGAACCAUUGCAUAAGACUAUGAUUGUUUGAAUGCCUGUCUGUUUUUUUUUUCUGUGGCUACUUCUGUUCAUUUCUUUGACUGUAAAUUAUUGAAACAUUUGGUCUUGACGACAUCACGAAGCGCAGUGUUUUGGAGUAUUUACUGAUUCUGACUGUGAUGGCAGACACAAUUAAUAUCAGUUGAUGGCAUCAUUAGAGCGGUGUACUUCACUCCCAGCUGCCUGUGUUGUUUCAUUCCAGCAGAACCGUUAGGAUGGGUAACUCCUCCGUGCUGUUCCCCCGAUGAUGGUAUCAGUCUGCACUAUCUAAACGUUAAAAAAAAAAUUAAUAAAGGAUUAAUAAGGAAUGUCCAAAUCAAUCAGAUUGUAUUUAUCUGAGAAAGGGAUCCUGGCAGUAAGAUUCCAUUCAUUGCAUUAUUGGCAAAACUGCUAUUCCAUGCAUCCUUCAAGAGAAUGUUUGUGAAUUACUUUUACUGUCCCCGUUAUUCAGUCUGGUUUGCAUCUCUGCAUUUUGCCUUGCACCGUGCCAAGCGACUGACAUGGCAAGUGGUCUAUCUCCAUUCAUUCCACUGUCACUGGUCAGUAAGAAGGUUAUUAUUCCAUGUGCUUAGAGGGUCUAAUCUGCUCAAGUUCCUUCCCUUGUUCUGGGGACUGCACCUUCCCUUCACUGCCUGCCACUAGUCAAGUGAAGUUUCCCCCGGAAUGGCCUUCCAUCCUUACCACUCAGCGGGCAAUGCAGUACCAUAGUACUCAUUUCAACAUAAAUUGCCUGAUGCAAUUUUCCCCUUUGCAGUGAGGUAAAUGUGGUUGAAUCCUGCUACAUCAAGUCUACUCCGCCAUUCAAUCAUGGCUGAUCUAUCUCUCCCUCCCAACCCCAUUCUCCUGCCUUCUCCCCAGACACCUGCACUAAUCAAGAAUCUAUCUAUCUCUGCCUUAAAUAUAUCCGCUGACUUGGCCUCCGCAGCCUUCUGUGGCAAAGAAUUCCACAGAUUCACCACCCUCUGACUGAAGACAUUCCUCCUCAUCUCCUUCCUGAAAGAACGUCCUUUAAUUCUGAGGCUAGUCCUAGACUCUCCCACUAGUGGAAACAUCCUCUCCACAUCCACUCUAUCCAAGCCUUUCACUAUUCUGUACCUUUCAAUGAGGUCCCCCCCCCUCAUUCUUCCAAACUCCAGCGAGUACAGGCCCAGUGCUGUCAAACGCUCAUCAUAGGUUUUGACCUACUCAUUCCUGGGAUCAUUCUUGUAAACCUCCUUUGGACCCUCUCCAGAGCAAGCACAUGGAGUACCAUAGUAGAUGCCAAUCAAUGCUCAUUUCAACAUAAAUUGCCCGAUGCAUUUUUUCCCUUUGCAGUAAGAUAAAUGCCGUUGAAUCCUGGUCUGUGCAAUGUAUUUAGAUGUACAGCAAAGUCAAAGUCGGCCGUGACAGGUCUAACUGCACUAUUACUGACGGUUAAAACCGGAACAAAUUCCAUCUAUCGGGAAUAUGCUGGUCUCAAGGUUGCAUCUGUAUGGAUUCUUCUGUAUGUACAGAUUUUUUAGUUUUAGGAGAUGUCACUGGAAUUGGCAGCUCAUUAACUGAGAAUGACAUAUUCUGUUACUGUAGCAGAAUGGAAAGGACACUGCUUACAGCAUGCUCUGGUAUUGCUGCUGUUGCUAUGAUCGUAAGUUCAGUUAAAUUCCGUUCAAAUCCCUUGUUUCAUGUCCUAAGUGUAAAAACAAAAAUUUUUUCCUCCUUUUUCAAAGGGUCAUAGAAAUAAACUUGCAACAACGCAGGUUUUAAAAAAAAAAAUCAUAAUUCUUUAAUCUUUCUGAACAAUCAUUUAAGCUUGUUAUGAGAAUACUAAGCACCUUGUCAACCUUCUACAGUGCUGUAACCAGACAUUGUAAUGACAGUGUAUAUAUGCUGCUAUCAAAUGUAUUCUAUUUCAGCGAGUCACCAUGGAUUCAGAAACAUGUAUUUUGUAUUCCUUUCAAUAAAUUUUUUUGCUGUA